AUCACAUAGUUGCAUCACAGCUCUGCUCACAGACGCACUUGCAAAUAAGACCAGUAGAACAUUUCCCCUGUAUAGAAAUAUAAAGAAGCAAAGGUGUACAAUUUGUAAAUGACAAAAUGUUACAAUUCAGGAGCUUCGAUGCCGAAAAACAUCAAUUACAGGAGCUCAACAACAGACUGGGCCAGUAUCUGUCAAGAACGAAGCAGUUGGAGCAUGAAAAUGCAAUCCUGAUAACUGAAAUAAACAAGAGAAGACAAGAUAAAACGGUGGAAUGGGAGAACAAAUGUAUGGCCGAAAUGCGGGACCUGAGGAGAACGGUGGGGCAACUAUCCUUCGAGAAGUCCCGAGCCGAGAUGGAACGAGAGAAGUUAUGGCAAGAGUUUCAGAUGUUACAGUCUAUGUGUGGUGAGGAGCAGGUGGUAUGCAAAGACAUUGAUGGAGAGAUGAAAGGUUGCGAAAAGCAGCUUCAAAAAGCUCAACAGACUAAUGGUGCACUUGAGGAACGUCUGUUCCAGCUUGAGAACGAGUACAGAUUUAUUGAGGAUGCGCACAGACAAGAAAUGACCAAGCUUCAGAACCAGGUCCAUUCACGACCUAAUGUUACCAAAAUGUAUCAUGGCCCUCCGGGAGUCUCGAUGGAAGAUAUGCAACAGUAUGCCCUCAGCCUGGCCGAUGGAUGGAUGGACACCUUCGAAAUGUAUCGAAGGAAGGUCGAAGAAAUGGAGGACUCGAUCAAAGCCGACCAGAUGAGGCUGCAUGAUCUCCAAAGGGAAAAGAUACAUUAUGCCGCAGAGUUUGACAAAUUACGCAAAGAGGCUGACACGCACGGUCAGAUUCAAAUACACCUGGAGGAACAGCUCAUAGACAUGCAGGAGAACUUCCAUGGGGACAUCACCAAGUAUCAGGUGAUUAUUGAUGAAUUGGAGAGGGAGCGGGAAAUGUUGGCCAACACCAUGGCAGAAAAGGUCAGAGACCACCAGGAGCUCCUGCAGGUCAAGAUGGAUCUGGGCAUGGAGGUGGCUUACUACAGGGCACUUAUUGAAGGAGAGCAUCAGCAACAUCUGCAGUCAAGAGAAAGAGUCCUAGAUAUUAAGAUGAGGCCUCCACAACACUACAAACCAAGAGUUUCCACCUCAGCCAGACAGGAUGUAAGGAAGCUUCUGGAUGUGAGAUACAUGGAACCAACCUCAAGCUUGAGAAAAUCACCUGUUCCAUCUCAGUAUGGUCGCACCAGUCCUUCCAGGGUCAUACCUAUCUCAGUCACAGGCAGCAGCUAUAAUAGGAAUCAGAGUCCUGCAGCCAGAAGGGACAUGGUCUCGUUCACUAAAUCCCAGUCUGCAUCCUCCACUAUUAAACCUGUGGCCCAGAGUACCGACAAGAAGAAUGUAGAUGCUCAGAAAAAAGUUGUGGAGGAGAGGAGUGUGAGAAUCAAAGAGGUGUCACAACACCCAGCUAAGGAUUCUCUCGGCCAUUCUCGAGGCACAGCAAACAAGUCCAGUCCCAUUGCCUCACCCACUGCUGACAUCAAAUCAGUGAGAAUAGUGUCACCACCAAUGAUGAGUCUGAGCAGAAACACGGAGGAGAACAGCAAAAAGAAAGUAGAGAGGCAAGUUGAAAGAGAGGUGAGAGGAGAUGUAUUUCAUCUUCAGAAUGUCAAGAUGCAUGCCAAAGACGGCAACGUUGCAGGCACCACAACAAGUGAUGAGAUGGUCCUAGACUCUGUGUCUAUGGAAGAACUUAUUGAUAAGGUCAUGAAACCUGCUGGUUUUGAUCGAAUGGUCUGCAGCUCAUCUCCAGACUCCAAAAUCACUUACCAUGUGGAGAAAACGGAGCAGGAGGACGGGUCAACAAAGACACAGAUUAUUCUGGAGUCCAAGGUCCAGGAGGAGCUGGAUAUGUCAGAGGACUCUGCACUGGAACAACUGCUCAGCAAGGGAGUGAAACACGUGUCACUGGAGGAUAUCAAGGGCAGUGAAACAGGAAACAUGAUUCAGAACCUGCUCAGCCUUGGGCUGCAUGGAGGAGAGGACAUGGAAAACAAGUCUGUCAAUGUGGAGAUCAUUGAGGAACCAGUGGAGGGUUACAGUGACGAGGAGUACGAGUUUGAGGAGAAGUCCACACCCAAGUUCUCCGAGCCCUCUUCAAUGUUCUUCCAGAUUGAAGAACUAGAGAAUGACCCCCACGGCACCAAAUACCAUGAGAGUGUUGAUGAAGUAAUGAAAACCUCCAUGACAGAUGAAAACUAUGGCAGGAAUGGUGGAUCUGUGAAGGUCCAGGAAGACUCCAGAGAUAGUGAAUCUCCAUACUACAGCUACGACCAAGAGUCUCAAGAGUAUUUUGUCUCUACACCUGAUGCCAAUCUGUCAGAGCCUGAGGAGGGUGGUGGUAUUGCAUCAUAUGGACAUUACGGAGUGGUGGACGACCUUUCAGAUGAAAGGUACUACCAGGAUGGGGGACUCUCAAGGAACAGAAUGUUUGUUGAGGAAAGCGAUAGUUGCAGACCUGCAUCAGACAGCCUGUACAUAAAGGGUGACUACUCCUUGGCGCGAGAGAGUUUCCCUGAGUGCAUUAUUGAAGAGGAGACCAUCCAUGUCUCCCCCACAGUACAGGAGUCGAUGCUUGGAUACCUGAGAGAGGAAACUCUGGACCCCAAAGAGCAGCUGAGGGGAGCCCUAGAGCAGCUCCAAGGAACAGUGUCAGGGAGCCUGAAAGAAGAGUUGGCGCUCUUCACAAGAGGCGGCAGUGAUAGUCCUCAGAACAUAUCUGUGGACAUCAAGAAAGUACACCAGUCCUCCGAUAACGGAACCACGACUAUCGUGGCAGAGCUCAAGAGCUCAACAACCCUGGAGGACUCUGGGCUGCUGGAGGAGCAGGGGGAUGAUGUAUCUGAGGAGCAGAUCAUGGCGGCUCUACGCUCCUCCAACUCCGGCCUUGGAGCAGAGGGAGGAUUCACCCUGGUCACAAAUGAGAUGGGCUGGGUGACUAGCAGUGAGGGACAGGGAGGAGAAUCCACGACUGAGGUCACUGAGAAGCACAUCAAGCUGGGGCCAUCAGAGAAGUCCUUUUCCUUCCAGAUGGAUGUGAAUAACGGCCAAGGACAGGAUCCCCCACUGAAGGUCACUCAUGAGAAAAGAGUUGCCACAGUCUAUCUUGAAUCUAAUGAAGAUGAGAUCUGAUUAAAAUUAGAUCAUUUUAUUACAUUACUCCCCAUAUUAAGCCACACACCUGUCAAUCAGUUGCAAUGAACAGUGAUGUGACGUCAUUAGUUGCGAUUCAUAAAUUGCGAUGCCUACAAUCAUGGUAAGAAUACAAAUUAUAGCCACUGCCUGUAUAUCAAAAAGUGAAAUAGCAUUGGUUACCCAUUUUCACACUGCUCUCUGCUUCCCUUUGAGAAUAUGUUAUAUUCAUUUCCUGCUAGAUACACUCCUCUAUUUAUUUAUACAGUGAAGCUAAAACAUUAAUGUGGCUCUAUACUCCAGCAUUUUGGAUUUGAGAUCAAAUGUUUUAUAUGAGGCGACAGUACAGAAUAUCACCGUUAAUUGAGGGUAUUUUCAUGCAUUGUAAGUAAGCAUUUCACUGCAAGGUCUACACCUGUUGUAUUCAGCAUUACACUGCAAGGUGAAAUCAUGGUAGCAUCCAAAUGAAUGUAGAGGUGUUCAGAAACAUUAUAUUAUUUUUUACCGUAAAAGUGGCUCAAAAUGACUCAAUACAUUAUGUACCAAUAAUUACAAUUAGGCACAACAUAAUCCAAAAAACGACCCAAAAAAACUUCAAAAUGCAUUAAACAAAUUUGUAGUCACAAGCUUGAUGUGACCAAAUACUAAACUUGCCUGAAUUUAAUACACUAUUAAUGACAUUUUCCAAAUUCUUAUCACAACUUCAAAUGGGGGGACUAGAUACAUAAAGUGCAUUCAUUUCUAAAUGGUAAAACAAAUAUGUAUGAAAAUACCCACAAAUAAAAGGUGACAUUCUUUACUGUCGCCUCAUAUAAAACAUUUGAUCUCAAAUCCAAAAUGCUGAUGUUUAGAGCCAAAUUUUAAAAAAGUAGCUUCACCAUUCAAAUAAAUAUGUAGGGAGUGUAUAUAUUUGUGUACUAACUUGUACUACACUGCUUAGGCCUCUCUUCCUUUUUGCCUGAGAUACUUUAACCAAAUAUGGAAUGAUGCUAAUAUACAUGUAUAUCCUUCAUUGUUAUGGUUAAGAUUGCAGUCUUAAAACAGGUUCAACAUGUAUGUAGCUAGAAGAAAAACGUAUACAUAUUGUUUCCUGUAAUGCCAUGAUAUUUGGAACCACAUUUAAAGCUAGUGGUUUGUUGCUGAGGGACUUCCUGUGGUUAAUAAGUGGAAUCAUCCAAUACAGUGCUUAUGAUGGAUAUAUUGGAAUGUGUUUAUGAUAGGGCAUAAAAGUAAGUGUAUCAUGUCUUGUCAAAUGAAAUCUACCCUCUAUGAAUCAUUUGAAUUGGAAAUACAGACAUUUUUUUAAACUGCAAUUUGUCAAAUCAAAUGGGGUGUUAUCGAGUGAUUCUGAUCACCACUUUGCAUGUUUGACAUUACUAAUACGUUUAAAAUAAUUGUCCCUCAAUUUUUUUAAAUAGUUUAUCCUUCCGGUUCCCUCACCAUGAUCUUUUAAUCUGUAAAUGGCUUUAGAUCGGCGAGAAGUAAUCCGGCCAUCUUGAAUUCCAAAGAGAGGUGUUUUUCUCUGCUUGUAGAGGCAGUGGUAGCAAGACAGACAGAGGCUUUAAACUAGGUGGAAAGAACUUGAGGAGUGACAGAGAGCUAGAGAGAAUGAGGAGGUAAGCAGAUGGUUAGUGUCUGAGAUGACACCUGUAUAUCUAAUUUUAGUAAACCACAGUACAUAUGAAUUGCCUCGGCAUGAGCCAUGUUGUGUUGGUGACCAGUGUCAGGAUUCACCUUGGCUCAGAGGUGAGUUAGUGUGUGUACCACCGUGGCUAUUUUAGGACCAGCGCACCAGCUUAGUAGCACUGCCUGUGUGUGUGUGGUGUGUGUCUGCGUGCGUGCGUGUGGAAAAACUAAAGCACCUCCAAUAUGACUUCACCCCACAACCCCGGUCUUCUUCCUCAAUAAGCUGCUUUAGAGUUCUUCUCUGCAACAGUGCAGAAACACCGAACACAGAUCUUUCACAUUAUGCUUACUUGGCACGGUCUUGUUAUAACAGAGCAUAAAGAGUGUGGAAAUACAAUAUAAUUGCUUUACAAAUUGUUUUGUGACAAAGCUGAAUGCAAAUGACCCAAAGUAGAGCACUUUAGAGUUGAAAGAUGUUAGCGAUAAACAAUGGUUUGUUGUUGUACUUAAGUGCCCAGAUACAUUAGAAAAAAGGUUUUGCCUUUCACAGUACAAGUCCUUAAACAUCUCUUUAGUGUGUGAAUAUAGCGUGAAAGACUUUUAUAAAACACCCCGUUUGGCCAAAACACUUACAUACUGUAGGUUCAUUUUGUGUUUAAGAACAUUAUCAAAAAGGCAGUCCUUUUUGAUACGCAACAUUAUAGGUGAAAUGAAAUCUCCAAACUACCCAAUGUGCCAUGUUUAAACACAAGAAUGGUGCAGUACACAUUGCAGUGCAAAAGAGCAUUUCAUGCCUCAAUUUUGAAUGUUUAAAAAGGGGAUGUGCUACCUUCAUGAUUCAUUGGUGUUAUUCGCAUAAUGCUUCAUGCAUUAGCCUACUUUAUUCUUAUUUUAAUAAAGAUGGGUGAAUUUAGUGAGAAUGAGUUUUCAACCAUUGUUUGGACACCUCUUCAUAUUGCAAAAACAAUUAAAUUACUACUUGAGUGUG
This is a messenger RNA of Oncorhynchus kisutch (coho salmon), 5790 nucleotides long. It is a transcript of the gene synm, whose product is annotated as synemin, intermediate filament protein. Lineage: Eukaryota; Metazoa; Chordata; Actinopteri; Salmoniformes; Salmonidae. Gene Ontology annotation, molecular function: intermediate filament binding; structural constituent of cytoskeleton; vinculin binding. Bases 117 to 3176 code for a protein of 1019 amino acids. Gene Ontology annotation, cellular component: neurofilament cytoskeleton; costamere; sarcolemma. The record is from RefSeq and is a predicted model, not a curated record. Gene Ontology annotation, biological process: fast-twitch skeletal muscle fiber contraction; intermediate filament cytoskeleton organization. The transcript has 4 exons.